AUGGACAACUCAAAGGAAGGUGGCUCUGUGAAUAGACCACCUAUUCUGGAUGGCACCAACUACGACUACUGGAAGGCUCGUAUGAUUGCGUUUCUCAAAUCAAUUGAUAGCAAGACCUGGAAGGCUAUUGUCAAAGGUUGGAAACAUCCGGUGAACAUACCCAAGGAAGGGUCAUCUGUUGGUGAGUUGAAACCUGAGGAUGAAUGGAACAAAGAAGAGGAUGAGGAGGCGUUGGGUAACUCUAAAGCGCUAAAUGCUAUAUUCAAUGGAGUGGAUAAAAACAUGUUCCGAUUGAUCAACACUUGCACUGUGGCAAAAGAUGCUUGGGAGAUUCUCAAGACUGCUCAUGAGGGGACUUCCAGAGUUAGAAUGUCAAGGCUUCAGAUUCUAACAACUCAGUUUGAGAACUUAAAGAUGAAGGAAGAUGAGACCAUCUCUGAUUUUCAUAUGAGACUGCGUGAUAUGGAAAACUCCUCUUUUGCUUUGGGAGAACAAAUGUCAGAGGAGAAGCUCAAUGAUAGACCUGAGAAAAGAAAUAAAAGCAUUGCUCUUGUCUCAAGCACAGAUUUAGAUGAUGAUAUGUCUGAUAAUGAAACUGGUGAAAGUAUAUCAGAAGCCAUAGCUUUUAUGGGAAGAAAAUUCAACAAGGUUUUGAAGAGGCUGGAUAAGCGAUCGAGGCCAAAUGUGCAAGACAAACGGCUUGACAACUUCAAGAAUCAGCAAUUUCAAAGAAAAGUGAAAGAUGAAGACAAGACAGGAAAUGGCCGAGGGGUUCAAUGUCAUGAAUGUGAAGGUUUUGGCCACAUCAAGGCUGAAUGUGCCACCUAUUUGAAGAAACAAAAGAAAAGGAUGGUCACCACUUGGUCUGAUGAUGAAUCUGAUACAGAAGGUGAAGAUGUAACAGCAAACAGAGUAACUUCAUUCAUGGUUAGAUGUGAUUCAGGUGAUGGGGACAGUGACAAGGAGAUCUCUGAUGAGGAACUUGCUGAAGCCUAUAAGCUUCUCUACACUAAGUGGAAAGAAGCAUGUAUCUACGGUCAGCAACAAAAGAAGCAAGUCUUUGAGCUUCAAGCUGAGAAGAAGAAGCUAACUGAAGAAGUGGCCUUAUUGAACUCAAAAAUGGAAGGAAUGACCAAGUCCAUUCGCAUGAUGAGUAAAAGCACUGAUAUUCUGGAUGAAAUUCUUGAUGUUGGAAAAAGUGCAGGUGAUAAGACUGGGAUAGGAUUUGAUUAUCGUGCUGUUAACAAGGCAAGCCAGAACAUGACCAAGGAACAUGUGCAGAUUGGAAGGCAAUCAAAUGUUAAAAUGUGGAACCGCAGGCCCCAGCAAUCAGUUACACAUUCGUAUGCUCAAGUCAGGAACUAUCAAAAUUCAACUUGGAGAUGUCAUUAUUGUGGGAGAUUUGGUCACAUUAGACCAUAUUGCUUCAAGCUUUAUGGAUAUCCUAUACUUCAAGAUGUAUCACGAGAGUAUGAAAAGAAAAGUCCAGGCAAAAGCAGGUGGAAGCCUAAGGUUAAUGCUACUGCUCUCAUUGCUCACACCUCUCUGCGUGCAUCAUCAAAAGAAGACUGGUACUUCGAUAGUGGAUGUUCCAGACACAUGACAGGAGUGAAGAGUUAUCUUGAGAAAAUGAAACCACAUGCUAAGAGCUUUGUUACUUUCGGUGAUGGAGCCAAAGGAAAGAUCAGACGAAUUGGAAAAUUGUCUGACACAGGAUCUCCAAACCUUGACGAUGUUCUGUUAGUUGAAGGAUUAACUGCAAACUUGAUCAUUAUAAGUCAACUUUGUGACCAAGGCUUGAAGGUGGUGUUCAAACAAUCUGGGUGUGUUGUCAAAAAUAAGAACAAGGAUGUGCUAAUGAGAGGAGCUAGAUCAAAGGACAACUGCUACAUGUGGACCUCUGAAACAACAUCCUUGUCUGCUCGAUGCUUGAUGUCUAAGGAAGAUGAAGUUAGAAUCUGGCACCAAAAGUUAGGUCAUCUGAAUCUUAAGAGUAUGAAAAGAAUUGUUGCUGAGGAAGCAGUUAGAGGAAUACCAAAGUUGAAAAUUCAAGAAGGAAAGGUUUGUGGUGAAUGUCAGAUUGGGAAGCAAGUCAAAAUGUCCCACCAGAAGCUACAACAUCUGACUACAUCAAAAGUACUCGAACUACUGCACAUGGAUUUGAUGGGGCCAAUGCAAGUGGAAAGUCUGGGAGGAAAAAGGUAUGUUUUUGUCUGUGUAGAUGAUUUUUCCAGAUUCACUUGGGUAGAAUUUCUGAAGGAGAAGUCAGACACCUUUGAAGUGUUCAAAGAACUAUGUCUCCAAGUGCAAAGGGAAAAAGGGAGUGGGAUUGUUAAAAUAAGAAGUGAUCAUGGAAAAGAAUUUGAGAAUGGUCAAUUUUCUGAGUUCUGCUCCUCUGAAGGAAUCAAACAUGAAUUCUCUGCUCCUAUCACUCCUCAGCAAAACGGAGUGGUUGAAAGGAAGAACAGAACAUUGCAAGAAUCUGCCAGAGCUAUGUUGCAUGCUAAAAAUCUACCAUAUCAUUUUUGGGCUGAGGCCAUCAACACUGCCUGCUAUAUUCACAAUCGUGUCACUAUUCGUCAAGGAGAUACAGUCACUCAGUAUGAACUAUGGAAAGGGAAAAAACCUACAGUGAAGUAUUUCCAUGUAUUUGGCAGCAAGUGUUACAUUCUGUCUGAUAGAGAACACAGGAGAAAACUGGAUCCUAAAAGUGAAGUUGGAAUAUCUGGGGUAUUCUGGAAACAGCAGAGCAUACAGAGUUUAUAA
Messenger RNA from Lotus japonicus, 2766 nucleotides. RefSeq lists its product as uncharacterized. Gene Ontology annotation, biological process: DNA integration. Bases 1 to 2766 code for a protein of 921 amino acids. NCBI's taxonomy places the organism in Eukaryota, Viridiplantae, Streptophyta, Magnoliopsida, Fabales, Fabaceae. Gene Ontology annotation, molecular function: nucleic acid binding; zinc ion binding. The transcript is spliced from 2 exons. The record is from RefSeq and is a predicted model, not a curated record.